UGAACUCGAUUAUAGACUUGGUGCUAACUGACCACCCAGAGUGUUACAAGAAACCUAUUCUUUUGCCACCAGUCGGAGAGAGUCGUCAUCAUUGUGUUCUAGUGCUGCCAAAGACUGCCACAGAAAAUGAUGGUGUCCAAAUGGAUCCUGCUAGCUCAGUGUUCAACUUGCCAAGUGUUCCGGGGCAAGCACCAUACCCUCAGGCACCAUACCCAGGGGGAGCCACAGGGUACAACAUUGCUCCAGGUGGACCCCAGAACUUCCCUCCAGGUGGACCCCCCCCCUGAUCCCGGAGCUGACCCUCUCCCUCCCAAGAUCAACAACAUGGAUAACGUUAGUGGGGCUGGAACCGGAACCGGAACUGGCAAGUGGGAUGAACUGCUGGGGCUAGACAACUCACCCCCUCCUCCCUACUCCUCCUUCAUGCCUUCUGGGCACACGGGAGACUUCGGGCCCCCUCCCAAUGCGCCACCUCCUAGUUUACCUGGGGAUGGCCAGCCUGUGCGAAGGGAAUUCCCUCCAGAUGUGUCACCAGGUGCUACCAACCUGAAGGAUGGUGAUAAGCCCAAGCCAAGUCCACGCUCUAAGUUUGGUGAAGGUACAAAUGCGGACUUCAACCUCCCAGACUUGCCCACCAUACCUGAUCUACCUAGUGUUCCAGGCUCAAAUACUGUCCAGAAUCCCAACGAAACAACAGAAGAUAUUGAUUUCGAUGACUUAACGAAGAGAUUCGAAGAGCUGAAGAAAAAGAAAUAAAGUGUUGUUCGCCUCUACAAAGCAGUAUGAUUAUGUUGAUAAUUUUUUCUUAAUCUUGAACAAGGUCACUAGACUACUAGGAAUGGACAGUUGUCAUUUAAUGUGCUGUGGCCGUCAUAAAAUAUUUGAUUAAGAAAGGGCUGAACUAUUCAUACUGCACAUAUACUUUUUUUUUUUCCUUUUUUUUUUUUUUCUUUUUUUUCCUUAGCUACUGAUAAGUUUUUUAUUAUGCUUCAUUAAUCUUAAGUAAAAUCAGGACA
Molecule: messenger RNA, 1016 nt
Organism: Penaeus vannamei (Pacific white shrimp)
Lineage: Eukaryota; Metazoa; Arthropoda; Malacostraca; Decapoda; Penaeidae
Source: RefSeq, a predicted model, not a curated record